AUGGAGCACCUGAGGUUGUUGGUGGAUGGCUUCCAAGCUCGCACGCUCGACGAGCGCACCACCGGGUGGCCGCUCCUCGAGUUCAACGAGGCCCUCGGUGCCGCCUUUCUCUACGUCGUCAUUGUCGUCGUGCUGCCCCGACUUCUCCACCCCGCCGGAGGCAAGCAGGCGGCGGCCAAGGGCGCCGCGGGCGACAAGGCCGGCGCGGCGGGCGACCUCCGGAGUAUUAGGCUGGUGUACAAUGCCGCCAUGACCCUCAUCAACCUCUACUUCGUCCUCGAAAUGCUCUACCAGGCGUCCGUCACCACUUGGUUCGGUGCCAUCACCCCCGGCGAGCAGGGCCUUGGCAUGGCGAAGGUGCUGUACCUGUACUACCUGUCCAAGGUCCUCGAGUGGAUCGACACCGUGAUCAUGAUUGUGCGCGGCGCUCAGCGCCAGCUGUCGUUCCUGCACGUGUACCACCAUGUGGGUACAUUCCUCGUGUGGCGCUUCAACGUCGCCUACUACCCUGGCGGCGAGGCCUACCCGCCGGCUCUGUUCAAUUCGUUCGUGCACGUGGUGAUGUACUACUACUACUUCCAGUCCACGCGGGGCUACCAGCCCUGGUGGAAGAUGUACCUCACCCGCCUGCAGAUCUCCCAGCUCUUCUCCUUCGUCGUCCUCGGGGCGUAUGCGAUGAUCAACGCCGCGCCGGAGCACCGCUACAUCGGAGUCAUCAACGGAGGAUUCGCGCUGACCCUCCUCGUCCUCUUCUGCCAGUUCUACUUCGCCAGCUACGGCCGCCGCGCUUCCGCGUCCAAGCACGCCUCGGCUCCCUCCCACUCGGCCGGCGCCGUGAGGAGGAAGCAGGAGUAA
This is a messenger RNA of Acanthamoeba castellanii str. Neff, 855 nucleotides long. Its product is annotated as GNS1/SUR4 family protein. Gene Ontology annotation, molecular function: fatty acid elongase activity. The record is from RefSeq and is a predicted model, not a curated record. Bases 1 to 855 code for a protein of 284 amino acids. The transcript has 5 exons. Gene Ontology annotation, cellular component: endoplasmic reticulum membrane. Lineage: Eukaryota; Discosea; Longamoebia; Acanthamoebidae. Gene Ontology annotation, biological process: fatty acid elongation, monounsaturated fatty acid; fatty acid elongation, polyunsaturated fatty acid; very long-chain fatty acid biosynthetic process.